Messenger RNA from Amphibalanus amphitrite, 1237 nucleotides. Its product is annotated as INO80 complex subunit B-like. The transcript is spliced from 7 exons. Gene Ontology annotation, biological process: chromatin remodeling. The record is from RefSeq and is a predicted model, not a curated record. The coding region runs from base 190 to 1098 and encodes 302 amino acids. Gene Ontology annotation, cellular component: Ino80 complex. Lineage: Eukaryota; Metazoa; Arthropoda; Thecostraca; Balanomorpha; Balanidae.
GAGAAUAUUGACACCGGCAAGACCCCGGUAUUCAUUCUAAUUUCUAAUGCAUGUUGAUGUCGUUGAUGUAUUGGAAGCUGUCUGUGACGUCUGCUCUACUAAUACCUGUAUUUAGGGCCUUGCUAAUACCCAUUUUUUUUAGCUAAUAAGCGAAAUAAGGUAGUCAAGUUCGGAUCGGCCUCCUUAGCAAUGGAAUUUGAUGAAGAUGAUUUCAUCUUUAUUGAAUCUGACACACCAGCAGAGCAGUUGGAGACAUUGACACCACCCAGGGCUGAACAGCCAAAGUAUCAGCCUGCCUAUGGAAAACAUUCAAGCCUGGAUGAUGCAGAGCCAUCAACAUCAAAACCAAAACUCAAGAGAAGCUUUAGGACAAGCCCUGAGCCACAAGGCCUGGACUUGGCAGGUCAGUCUCGGCCAGGUACUAGCGGCAAGAAAAAGAAGAAAGGUGCUGAUCCAGACAGCGAGGAAGAACGCUGGCUGGACGCUCUAGAGGAGGGCAACCUCGAGCAGGUGGAUGAUGAGCUGAAGAAGAUGCGGAACCCGCUGCUGAUGACCGCCCGUCAAAGGGCCCUGCUCGACAAACGCUCCGGCGAUGACAGCAUGGAGAGCUUUCCGGCGGAGCCGCUGCUGGCGCUGCCCUCCGGUUACCGAGAGAAAACUGAGAUGACGGCGGAGAUGGUGGAAAGACACAAAAAGAAAACCGAACGACGUCGAGAACAGGCCAAAAAGCAUCGAGAAGAAGAAAAGAAAAAGACCGUCAGUCGACUGCUGAACAAGUCCGAGUCUCGGGCUGGCCGCGGCGCCGCUAAAGCCAAGGCUGCUGCCGCCGCUGCCGCUGCCGUUCCUGCCAUCGUGUACCGACAAACUGUGACUGGGUCCGAGCUGCGCCUACCGGUCGGAGUGGCCGCCCCGAUCUCCGCUCAGCCUCCCAGGGCGCCGCCGAAGCCACGACUGUGCGGUGUGGCCGGCUGCUCCAAGCCGCGCCGAUACAGCUGCUCGGUGACUGGAGUCCCCCUCUGCAGUCUGGAGUGUUUCCGAGCAAUAGCGGCGCAGAGGGCGCGGACGCAGAAAACACCAACGGUCAGCGUGACGUCGUGACGGGGGCGCGCCGUGAGUGUGACAUUUUGAUUAUUGCGUGACCGUGUUCUCGUUUGGGUGUGAUCAUAUUUUGUAAAGAUUCACCUCAUCAUCAUCAUAUCAUUAUCAUUAUUUGCCAAAAUACAAUGAAGUGGGUAAA